Messenger RNA from Colletotrichum abscissum, 180 nucleotides. RefSeq lists its product as uncharacterized. The record is from RefSeq and is a predicted model, not a curated record. Gene Ontology annotation, biological process: protein secretion. NCBI's taxonomy places the organism in Eukaryota, Fungi, Ascomycota, Sordariomycetes, Glomerellales, Glomerellaceae. The coding region runs from base 1 to 180 and encodes 59 amino acids. The transcript is spliced from 2 exons.
AUGGCUCCUCCACCUGCGUAUAUCAUCUCCAAGGUCGCGGACCCCAUCUUUGCCUUGGUGAUUGGACUUGGUGCCGCUGCGACGAGAAUCAAUCGCGAGGAGAAGGAAAAGGGCAAGACUACACAAGAGACCAUUGUGGCGGCGAAGAGACGUCUAGGGCUUCUCAAGGCUUCCGCAUAG